UUUAAGUCUUAAAUCAAGGAGAGAGACUAAAAACCUCUAUAAAUACCCCUAAACUCCCAUACACUUCUCUCAAUUUCCCUCUGGCAAAAAAACGAACUUUUGAAAAACCCUCCCUAUUUUAUAACACAAAUACAAUAAUGUGUCCUACCGGAACUUCCCUAACUCCGGCGAGUUUUGCCGACGAACCCACGUCAGGAUUCCGGCGAGCUUUCGACGUCCUAGACUUCGACCACGACGGUAAAAUCUCCGGCGAAGAUCUCCGAUCAUUCUACACCUCAUUCUCCGGCAGCGGCGACGAUGAAGAAAUGAUUAAAGCAAUGAUUUCAGUAGCCGACGCGAAUAAAGAUGGGUACGUACAAUACGACGAGUUUGAGAAGAUUUUGGAGAGGAGAGAGAAAGAGAAGAAGGUGGAGAAAAGCUACGGUGACGGCGGCGGGGUGAUGGAAGAGAUGUUCAAAGUAAUGGAUAAAGAUGGUGAUGGAAUAUUAGGGGUUAAUGAUUUGAAGGAUUAUUUGAAAUUGGCUGGAUUAGAGGUUGGUGAUGACGAGAUUAAGGCUAUGAUUAAAUUGGGUUGUGGUGAUGGUACAAAUGGUGUUUCUUUUGAUGGCUUUGUCAACAUUUUUGGAUCUUUAUGAAAUUAAUUAGUAAGUUGUUUCUAUUUUUUUUUUUUUUGAGUAGGUAUGUGAAAUUUUUGUAAGCAAUUUCACAGAAAAUGGGAUUGAAUUUUGGGUUUGAGAAAUAAUGUGAGGAAUAAUUGUUUGUUUAUAUUAUAUGAUUAUGAUAUGGUAAUUGUUGAUGAAUGAAUAUAAGCUAUGUUUUCAUGUUUGUUGGAGUACAAUUUUCUUUUAGUCUUUGCUUAUCUCUAAAUAAAUAAAAAUGUUAAAAUUGAUUGUGUAAGGUAAUUAGUGAAAAAUGAAGAAUUCUCAAAGUUUAGUGAGUCAAAGUAGGGUGAUUGGCCAAUUAGUGGAUGAAUUACUAUGUAC
Molecule: messenger RNA, 983 nt
Organism: Chenopodium quinoa (quinoa)
Lineage: Eukaryota; Viridiplantae; Streptophyta; Magnoliopsida; Caryophyllales; Amaranthaceae
Product: calmodulin-like
Exons: 1
Coding region: 138-635 (165 amino acids)
Molecular function (GO): calcium ion binding
Source: RefSeq, a predicted model, not a curated record